AUAGCUUUUGUUCUCGCUCGGACGGACAUCAGUGUUUGCAGAAGAGCAGCUGCUGCACUGAGGGAAGGAAGGUUUGAAGCACUUAAUCCUGCUUCUCGGUUCUUUGUUAGUUUAAGAGAGUAAUUCGCCGAAAAAUUGGGAUAAUUUGGGAUAAUUUGGGAUGUAUCAUCAACUACUGACAAGACAUUACGAUUGUAAUGCCACAGAUUUCGCUUUGCAAGAUGCGAUUCUGUCCAUUGUGUCUGUGUAUGCAAAGGAGUGGCAUUGCAUGACUACAGCACAGUGCUGUACAUGAAAGCAGACCGACCCAGACAGGAGAAUCAUUUCUUCUUCACAUUUUUGAGAACGCACAUCAGGAUGGUCUCCGUAUCACCGCCAUACAAGAAGAAGCUCUUCACGCACCCGGCUUGGACCUGGCUUCAGGAAAUGGACGAAGAAGACCCUGAUGGAGGAGAGAGAUUUCAUUCCAGAAGGUCGCUGAUAGCUCCUCAGAAGAAACCGAAAAGGAGACGGAACAAGAACCCAACACGCCUCCACAGGAGAUGCACCGUGGUACUGGGAAGCCCUGUCUGAGCCAGACGGCAAAAGACGGCACCGUGUGGGUAGAGGAGGACAUCGGGACGCUCAGUGCAGAGGCAAAUCGCUUGUGCUUCACAGCGCAAGCUGGACCCACAGAGUUUUCUAAGCGUAAAAUUAGAAGCAUUCUCCAAAGCUUCCUUUGCCUGAUAGACGUGGGAAUGCUGCAGACCAUCAGGGACUGCACGGUCAGUCAAGCCCGCAAAACAGAGCCGGACUGGAGUUUGGCAGUUCAUGAACUGAUGGCAUUCCUUUCAAUUCUGUUUGUAAGAGCAAUCAUGUGUCCCGUUGGUGCCCUUGUGGAUUGCUGGUCAGAAAGCUUUCUGGUGCCAGUAAUCAAAGACACAAUGUCCAGAGAUAGAUUCCUUUCAAUUAUGCAAAACCUUCGAUUCGAUAACAAGGACACACAGACAGAACGGUUGAAAACAGACAAAUUCGCUGCGAUGUCCGACAUCUGGACACGCUUCAACAAGAACUGUGUUGAGAGUUUCACUCCAGGAGAACACAUGACCAUAGAUGAACAGCUGUUCCCUACCAAGGUUCGUUGUCCAUUCACACAGUAUAUCGCAACCAAGCCAGACAAAUUUGGGAUCAAGUUCUGGUUGGCCACGGAUUUGGAGACCAAAUAUGUCUGCUAUGCAUCUCCUUACUUGGGAAAGGACCCCAGUCGUCAGAAGGGAGAGAGGCUGGCAGACAGCGUGGUCAUGAAUCUGAUGGAGCCAUUUUUGGAUGCCGGGAGAAAUGUCACGACGGACAAUUUCUUCACUUCACUUUCACUGGCAAACAGACUGCUGGAGCGCAAAACAACGCUACUGGGCACGGUGAAUAAAAUGCGGCGUGAACUUCCUCAACUUGCAAAAGACCCUGGCCAGCAAGAGGUGUUCUCCACUUCAGUGCUUAGAAGCGGCAGAGUCUCCUUGACCGUUUAUUCACCUAAAAAAAACAAGACUGUGCGUGUUCUAAGUUCCAAGCACCAAGAAGUGACGAUCGGUGACGACAGAAAGAGGAAACCCAGCACGAUAACAGACUAUAACCACAUGAAGUGUGGUGUAGACGUGUUAGACCAAAUGGCGCGGAUGUAUUCCGUAAGAGCAGCAACACGCAGGUGGCCAGUAGCAGUUUUUUACAAUAUGCUGGACCUGGCAGCGGUGAAUGCCUACGUUUUGUACAAGGCAUGUACAGGGUGGACGGGAAAAAGACGAUUGUUUCUGAGCCAUCUAGCUAAAGAACUUCGUUGCCGAUUCAUGCAGCACAAGGAAAUAUUAGCACAGAGGCGGGCCGCGAAGCUGCUGCUGCUGCUGCAGAUUCUAUGCCAGGGACCAUACAGGGGCUUGUCUUUUAAUCCAGGGUGCUUGACGUUCAAGUGGAGAAGCAGUUUUGAAGGUUUUGUUGCCUCAUUAGAGAGCUGGUCGCAGAGCGGGGUUGGUGUGUGGGAGUCACCUGUCACGAUAAAUCCAUAUUUCUGGUAGGACUCAUGGUAUUGUCUGUUAAGUGUUAUGUUUCUUUGACAUUGAAGGCUCUUCUUCUGUCUCUUCUCUUCACUGGGCCUUUUUUUUCCCAAAAGGAAACUUUCUGACGACGUCUGUUUCGUACUCAUUUUUGCUAAUUUGUGGGUUAAAUUUAAUUGAGCAAACACGAUAUACAUGUACACCGAGCACUAUUUUGCGCAUGGUGUGGCUUUAGGUGACGUCUCUCAGCUCCCGGUUAACCUCUCGUCCAUGGAAAGUCGCACAAACCGGAGGGAAAUACACCACAGUAAAUAAAAUGAAAAUAAUUUAAUGUACCAUGGGCGGCC
Tachysurus fulvidraco (yellow catfish) is the source of this 2371-nucleotide messenger RNA. Its product is annotated as piggyBac transposable element-derived protein 3-like. The record is from RefSeq and is a predicted model, not a curated record. The transcript has 5 exons. Bases 543 to 2045 code for a protein of 500 amino acids. NCBI's taxonomy places the organism in Eukaryota, Metazoa, Chordata, Actinopteri, Siluriformes, Bagridae.